Zonotrichia albicollis (white-throated sparrow) is the source of this 270-nucleotide messenger RNA. Lineage: Eukaryota; Metazoa; Chordata; Aves; Passeriformes; Passerellidae. The record is from RefSeq and is a predicted model, not a curated record.
CUCAGUGAAAAGGUUUGGGAAGGAGCAGAAAAUUGUCAAAAUAGGGACGAUGGUGCAGAGCCUGGCCUGGAAUGAUGGCUGCAAUAUCCUGUGUGGAAUUCAGGAUUGCAAAUUCACAGUCUGGUAUUAUCCCAACACUGUCUACGUGGACAAAGACCUCCUCCCAAAAACCCUCUAUGAGAAAGAUGCCAGUGAGUUCAGGCAGAGCCCUCGGAUCGUGAGCUUUGUGGGGAGCCAGGUGACCCUCAGGAGGGCGGACGGCUCCCUGGU